Molecule: messenger RNA, 1150 nt
Organism: Oryza brachyantha (malo sina)
Lineage: Eukaryota; Viridiplantae; Streptophyta; Magnoliopsida; Poales; Poaceae
Product: probable RNA-binding protein 18
Exons: 4
Coding region: 448-951 (167 amino acids)
Molecular function (GO): RNA binding
Source: RefSeq, a predicted model, not a curated record
AGAUCGGAUAUCCCAUAUAUCUUGUUUUGUGAUUUAAGGAUGUUUUUUUGAACUCGAUGACGAGGAGGGUUAAAGUGAACUUACUCCUUUCUGCGCCGUUUGGGCCAGAUAAGUUAUAGCCCAUAUAAAUGUGUGGCCCAUCUGGAACACACAGAACUGGUCUCCGCGUCACAAUCUCAAAGCACCCACCCUCUUCACCAGUUCUCCACGACUCCGCCGCCGCCCCCUCCGCCGCACCGUGCAGUCGUGCUCCGCCGCCGCCGCCGAGUGAUCUCAGCGGAAUCCAUCGUCGGAGCGGCGCCAAUCCCAGCCCUCCGGCUUCUCCCGAGCUGCCGGAGUAAUUUCUCCGCGGGGGACCCGAUCUCCCGCACCAGAUACCGCCUCCAGCUCUACUCUCCUUGCUUAGAUAGAUCUCGAACUCUCCGUGCCUCGUAUCUUCAAGCGGCAAUGGAUCACAAGGGUUUUGACGGCGACAGGUCGGAGAGUAGGCUCUACGUGGGGAAUUUAGAUUUUAGGGUAUCAGAGUCUGACAUUAUCAAGAUGUUCUCUCCUUUUGGGAAGAUUAUUGCCGAGGAUUUCUUGUGGCACACACGUGGCCCAAAGCGAGGCGAGCCGCGUGGUUAUGCGUUUGUUCAGUACACCACCAAAGAGGAAGCACAGUUGGCGAAGGAAAAGAUGAACGGGAAGUUGGUCUGUGGGCGCCCUGUGGUGGUUCACCUGGCUAGUGAGAAGUGUUUCUUGGACUCCGGAAGUUCCCACAGAGCAAUGAAGGACAAGAAAAUUGCAGGUGGUUCAGGAAGCAAAUCGGUACAAACUGAUCGCGCUGCGAAGAUCGCUGCUAUAAAACACAAAUUGAAAUCUUUAGAAGAUGAGGGAUGCAGUACAAAAAGACCAAGGCUUAAGUCAGACGAAUUGACAGGCAGUGGCAAACAAUCUGAUAAGAAGUGCUGAAACGGGAUUGCUCAGGAUUUCGUUUACGUCAUAAACUACGCUUUCUUGUGCUGUUCACUUUGCUGAAGGUGCUGGCAUUGUAAAAUUUUAGCUCUGUUAUGUUAGAGGAGUCACAGGUGUAACACUUUAUAGUUUGUCACAUUUGUACAACAGGCUGUAUCAGCCACCAGUGAUUAACAUGAAUGUUUUGUUGGUGGAA